Messenger RNA from Komagataella phaffii GS115, 1485 nucleotides. RefSeq names its product Ammonium permease involved in regulation of pseudohyphal growth. Gene Ontology annotation, biological process: ammonium transmembrane transport. Gene Ontology annotation, cellular component: plasma membrane. The coding region runs from base 1 to 1485 and encodes 494 amino acids. Lineage: Eukaryota; Fungi; Ascomycota; Pichiomycetes; Pichiales; Pichiaceae. The record is from RefSeq and is a predicted model, not a curated record. The transcript has a single exon. Gene Ontology annotation, molecular function: ammonium channel activity.
AUGUCUGAAGAAACUCCUCUCCCUUCUGGAUACUACGACUCAGGAACCGGAGGAAACUCCCUUGAGGUCGACUUGAAUGUUCGUUUUGACAAAGCUGACAUGGUAUGGGUUGCUGUCAGUGGUUGUUUAGUCUUCUUGAUGGUCCCCGGUGUCGGUCUGUUAUACUCCGGUCUGGCUAGAAAGAAGCAUGCCCUUUCUCUAUUGUGGGCGUCUUUAAUGGCUGCGGGUGUGGUCUCGUUUCAAUGGUUUUUCUGGGGUUAUUCCUUGGUCUUCGGCCGUGACUCCAGUAACUUCUUGGGUAACAUGACAAAUUUCUGUCUGAUGGAUGUCCUUGGUGCUCCUUCAACUGCUAGUACCGUUCCCGAUAUUUUGUUUUGUUUCUUUCAAGGUAUGUUUGCUAUGGUUACCGGCUGUUUGAUGGUUGGUGGUGCUUGUGAAAGAGCAGCUUUAGGUCCUAUGAUGGUUUUCCUGUUUUGUUGGGUAACCGUUGUAUACUGCCCAAUUGCCGCUUGGACAUGGAACGCCAACGGAUGGUUGGCUGACCUCGGUGCCUUGGACUUUGCCGGAGGAGGACCUGUCCAUAUGAACUCUGGUGCUGGUGCCUUGGCUUAUGCUUUAUGGUUAGGUAAGAGACACGAUCCAGCUGUGGCUAAGGGAGUUCCCAAGUACAAACCUCACUCUGUGACCUCCGUCGUCUUGGGAACUGUUUUCCUGUGGUUUGGAUGGUUUGGAUUCAAUGGUGGUUCUACUGGUAACGCCUCCAUGCGUUCUUGGUACGCAUGUGUCAGCACCAACUUAGCUGCUGGUACUGGUGCUUUAGCUUGGUUGUUCGUUGAUUAUUUCAGAUUUGGUCGUAAGUGGACUACCACUGGUAUGUGCUGUGGUGCCAUUUCCGGUUUGGUUGCCAUUACUCCUGCUGCUGGUUACACGCCAGUUUAUUUUGCCGUUGCCUUUGGUAUUGUUGCAGGUACUCUAUGUAACUUUGCCGUUGAGCUUAAGUUCUUGAUGAAGAUUGAUGACGGUAUGGAUGUCUUCGCUCUUCAUGGAGUUGGAGGAUUUAUUGGAUCUGUGAUGACUGGUCUCUUUGCAGCCGACUACGUUGCUGCUCUUGACGGAACCGAAAUUGACGGUGGUUGGAUUAACCAGCAUUACGUACAACUGGGAUACCAAUUGGCCGCUUGUUGUGCCACCUUACUUUGGUCUUUCGGUGUUACCUCAAUUUUGCUUAAUAUCCAAGACAGAAUUCCAUUCUUAAAGUUGAGAUUGUCCGAGGACCAAGAGAUUAUUGGUACUGAUGCUGCUGUUAUCGGAGAGUUCACCUACAAUGAGGAUCAACAGGACAACAUGUUCAUUCCUCAACCUGAGCCAACUCCAUUGUCCCCAAUCAAAUCAAUCAGAUCUGUGUUGGGCAACAACAAGAGCCAAAACCCUCCAGCUAACGGUGAGACCCUAGGAUCCGAGACCAGCUCUGGCAAGCCAGAGUAA